AUGCAUAUAAAUAUAUGUUUAGUGUCACCAGUAGUAGUUGGUAGUACAGCUCCUGAUAUAAUGUUAAGUGAAAUAAUUUUAAUUCUGUUUGUUUUGGCUAUAUGGUUAUCCGCAAUUGGCUUUUGUCUUAAUCAAUAUAAAUCUCUUCGUCGUCUUGAAACUCAAGCACAUUAUUGUAUUGAUCGUAAAGAUCCAUUAAAUAUAGGUGAUAUUAAAAUUGUUGCACGUGAACAAGAUUCAAUUAUAUAUAAGAAAAAACGUUAUUCAACAUUACUUGAUCCAAAUCUAACUCAUCCAAAUUUACAAGCUAUGCAUUAUGUUCAACAAUAUUUACCAAAACGUCCAAUCACAACAACUGCACCAACACUUUCAGCGCUUGUUAUAGAUGAAAAUGACCUUACAUGUAAGAUUCCUUUAUCAGCAACAACUGGAUUUCAUUCAUCAAUUCAUACGCCAUUAAAUACACAUGAUGAAGAAACUGAAUAUGAAACAUUAAUACCGAAUUCAAAAACUAACACAGAAUCUAGUAUAUAUAAUAGAAAUAUAUCAAAUUUUGCUCAUAAAGAACAUGCUCGUCAUUCGACAGCUCUUACGAUUCCAUGUAUAUCUAUCGCAAAUAGUUUACAUUCAUCAUGGAAUACUUCACAAAUGUAUGAUGCAAGUUGUUCAGCUCAACUUUUAUCCGUUCCAAUAAAUAGUCUACGAGCUAAUCGUCAUUCUGAUGGUAAUAUAUCAUUACCAGUACCACAUAUGAAUCAAAAUAAUCCUCAACAUUUUAAUGAACAAUUACUUGAUCCUCGUUUAAUACCCGAUACAGUUCGUCGAAGUUUAUUAGCAUUACAUCGUGAAAGUCAAGAAAAUAUAAAUUUAUUUAAAAGAAAAGAUAAAACUCAAUCAGAAAAUGAUGUACAUGGAGCAUUAACACCAUGGAAAAUGAAAAUGAUAUCAAAAUUAAAACAUACACAUCCACAAUUAGAACAAACAUCUCGACCACAUGCAAAUACACUUUCAAUUCUACCAUAUAGACUUCAUUAUAAUAAUUAUGAUCGAUAUCCGUUAGAGAAUAUUCCAGCAGUUAAUAAUGAAUAUCAAAAUACAAGAUCAAUUCAACAACAUUACUCAAUAUCAACAACACCAUCAAUUCGACGAAGUUUAAAAAAUUACCCAAAAUUUUCAACACAAAGUACAAGUGAAAGUGAAGGUACACAAGGAGAAUUAGCAACAUUUACAAGUUUUUAUAUACCUACAAAUGAUGAUAAAUUAACUGAAACAAUUAUUGAACUAACUGAAAAAACUCCAUGA
This is a messenger RNA of Adineta steineri, 1302 nucleotides long. The record is from the annotation of a GenBank genome assembly. NCBI's taxonomy places the organism in Eukaryota, Metazoa, Rotifera, Eurotatoria, Adinetida, Adinetidae.